Messenger RNA from Lonchura striata (white-rumped munia), 5336 nucleotides. It is a transcript of the gene SLIT1, whose product is annotated as slit guidance ligand 1. The record is from RefSeq and is a predicted model, not a curated record. NCBI's taxonomy places the organism in Eukaryota, Metazoa, Chordata, Aves, Passeriformes, Estrildidae. Gene Ontology annotation, biological process: axon guidance; negative chemotaxis. Gene Ontology annotation, molecular function: Roundabout binding; heparin binding; calcium ion binding.
GGCGGCAGUGAGGGUGGGCGGGUGUGCGCCGACGGGGCUCUUGCCCCGCAGCCGAGCCGCGCCGCGUCGAGCCGAGCCCCGCUCCGCUCCUCUCCCCGGUGAUGCGCAGCGGCCGCACCGCCUGACCCCGCUGCCCGCUGCCAUGGCGGCCCCGACCCCCGGCGGGCCGGCGGGGGUCCCGGCGGGGCUGCGGGCCGCCGCCUGGCUGCUGGCGUGCGCCGCGCUGUGCCGCGGCCGCGCCGCCGCCUGCCCGCCGCUGUGCGCCUGCAGCGGCACCACGGUGGACUGCCACGGCUCGGCCCUGCGCGCCGUGCCCCGCAGCAUCCCCCGCGGCACCGAGCGCCUGGAGCUCAAUGGCAACAACAUAACACGCAUCAACAAGAAUGACUUUGCCGGACUGAAGCAGCUCCGUGUCCUGCAGCUGAUGGAAAACCAGAUCAGCAUGGUGGAGCGUGGGGCAUUUGAUGACAUGAAGGAGCUUGAGCGGCUACGGCUGAACCGCAACCAGCUGCACACCCUGCCCGAGCUUCUCUUCCAGAACAACCAGGCGCUGUCGCGGCUGGACCUGAGUGAGAACUUCAUCCAGGCCAUCCCCAGGAAAGCGUUCCGUGGGGCCACCGACCUCAAGAACCUACAACUGGACAAGAACCAGAUCAGCUGCAUCGAGGAUGGGGCUUUCCGUGCCUUGCGGGGGCUGGAGGUCCUGACCCUGAACAACAAUAAUAUCACUACAAUUCCUGUGUCCAGCUUCAACCACAUGCCCAAGUUGCGGACGUUCCGCCUGCAUUCCAACCAUCUCUUCUGUGACUGCCACCUGGCCUGGCUCUCUCAGUGGCUGCGCCAGCGUCCCACCAUCGGGCUCUUCACCCAGUGUGCCGCUCCCGCCCAGCUUCGCGGCCUCAACGUGGCUGAGAUCCAAAAGAACGAGUUCAGCUGCUCUGGACAAACGGACUCAGCACAUGCCCAGCUCUGCAGCUUGUCCUCCGGCUCCUGCCCGGCCAUGUGCACCUGCAGCAAUGGCAUUGUGGAUUGUCGGGGCAAGGGGCUGACGGCCAUCCCCGCCAACCUGCCCGAGACCAUGACAGAGAUACGCCUGGAACUCAACGGCAUCAAGUCCAUCCCCCCAGGAGCCUUCUCACCCUACAAGAAGCUGCGGAGAAUAGACCUGAGCAACAACCAGAUCUCGGAGAUUGCCCCUGAUGCCUUCCAGGGGCUGCGCUCACUGAACUCCCUGGUGCUGUAUGGCAACAAGAUCACGGACCUCCCUAAGGGUGUCUUCGGAGGACUUUUUUCCCUGCAGCUGCUGCUUCUCAAUGCCAACAAGAUCAACUGUGUACGGGCAGAUGCCUUCCAGGAUCUGCAGAACCUCUCACUGCUCUCACUCUAUGACAACAAGAUCCAGAGCCUGGCCAAAGGCACAUUCACCUCCCUGCGGGCCAUCCAGACUCUGCACCUGGCCCAGAAUCCUUUCAUCUGUGAUUGCAACCUGAAGUGGCUGGCAGAUUUCCUGCGUGCCAACCCCGUGGAGACCAGUGGAGCCCGCUGUGCCAGCCCCCGGCGCUUGGCCAACAAGCGCAUCGGCCAGAUCAAGAGCAAGAAGUUCCGCUGCUCGGCCAAAGAGCAGUAUUUCAUCCCAGGGACAGAGGAUUACCAGCUGAACAGUGAAUGCAACAGUGAUGUGAUCUGCCCCCCAAAAUGCCGCUGUGAAUCUGGUGUGGUCGAGUGCUCCAACCUGAAACUCACCAAGAUCCCAGAUCGCAUCCCACAGUCCACAGCUGAGCUGCGCCUGAACAACAAUGAGAUCUCCAUCCUGGAGGCCACUGGCAUUUUCAAGAAACUCCCACAUCUGAAGAAAAUCAACCUCAGCAACAACAAGGUGUCAGAGAUUGAGGAUGGGGCAUUUGAGGGGGCAUCCUCUGUCAAUGAGCUGCACCUCACUGUCAACCAGCUGGAGUCCGUGCGGAGUGGCAUGUUCAGGGGUCUGGACGGGCUGAGGACACUGAUGCUGAGGAACAACCGCAUCAGCUGCAUCCACAAUGACAGCUUCACAGGGCUGCGCAACGUCCGCCUGCUCUCCCUGUAUGACAACCAGAUCAGCACAAUUGCACCGGGUGCCUUUGACACGCUGCAAUCCCUCUCCACACUGAACCUGCUCGCCAACCCCUUCAACUGCAACUGCCAGCUGGCCUGGCUGGGGGACUGGCUGCGCAGGAGGAAGAUCGUGACAGGGAACCCUCGGUGCCAAAACCCUGACUUCCUCCGGCAGAUCCCGCUCCAGGAUGUGGCUUUCCCUGACUUCAGGUGUGAGGAAGGUAAGGAGGAGACCACCUGCAUCCCCCGGCCACAGUGCCCGCAGGAAUGCACCUGCCUCGACACGGUUGUCCGCUGCAGCAACAAGCACCUCAAGGCCCUGCCCAAGGGGAUCCCCAAGAAUGUCACAGAGCUCUACUUGGAUGGAAACCAGUUCACUCAGGUCCCAGGACAGCUCUCCACCUUCAAGUAUCUGCAGCUGGUCGAUCUGAGCAACAACAAGAUCAGCUCCCUGAGCAACUCCUCCUUCACCAACAUGAGCCAGCUCACCACCCUGAUCCUCAGCUACAACUCCCUGCAGUGCAUCCCUCCGCUGGCCUUCGAGGGCCUCCGUUCCCUGCGGCUGCUGUCUCUCCAUGGCAAUGACAUUUCCAGCCUCCCUGAGGGCAUCUUCGCAGAUGUCACCUCCUUGUCCCACCUAGCCAUCGGGGCCAACCCCCUGUACUGCAGCUGCAACCUGCGCUGGCUCUCCAGCUGGGUGAAGACGGGGUACAAGGAGCCAGGCAUCGCCCGCUGUGCCGGGCCCCCCGACAUGGAAGGAAAGCUGCUGCUCACCACCCCUGCCAAGAAAUUUGAGUGCCAAGGCCCACCUGCCCUGAGCGUUCAGGCCAAGUGCAACCCCUGCCUCUCCAGCCCCUGCCAGAACCAGGGCACCUGCCACAAUGACCCCCUCGGCUCCUACCGCUGCGCCUGUCCCAGUGGCUACAAGGGCCGGGACUGCGAGGUGGCACUCAGUGGCUGCUCCUCCAACCCCUGUGCCAACGGGGGGACCUGCCAGCCUCAGGAGGGGGAAGGAGCUGGGUUCAGGUGCCUGUGCCCAGUGGGCUUCGAGGGCCAGAGCUGCCACACCACCAGCGACCCCUGCAAGGAGCACAGCUGCGAGAAUGGGGGCUCCUGUGUGCCCAGUGCCACCAACUACACCUGCCUUUGUCCUGCCUACUACACAGGGGAAUUCUGUGAGCAGCCACCCAAUUUCUGCUCAGACGAGCUCAACCCCUGCCAGCAUGACUCCACCUGCAUCUCCACCAGCCAGGGACCCAGGUGUGAGUGUGCACCCGGCUAUGUGGGGAGCAACUGCAGCGAGGACUUCGACGACUGCCAGGACCACCGGUGCCAGAACAACGCCCGCUGCCUGGAUGAGGUGAAUGGCUACUCCUGCCUCUGCACCGAGGGCUACAGUGGCCAGCUCUGCGAGAUGCCGCCCCACACUGCUGGCCAGCCUGGCCCCUGUGAGCGAGCUGAAUGCCAGAACGGGGCCCCGUGUGUGGAGCGGGGUGCCCGCGCCCUGUGCCAGUGCCUGCCUGGCUUCGGUGGCCCCAAAUGUGAGAAGCUGCUGAGCGUCAAUUUUGUGGACCGUGACACGUACCUGCAGUUCACUGACCUGCAAGACUGGCCCCGGGCCAAUAUCACCCUUCAGGUCUCCACGGCUGAAGGCAAUGGUAUCCUGCUGUACAAUGGUGACAGCGACCACAUGGCUGUGGAGCUGUACCAGGGCCAUGUGAGGGUCAGCUAUGACCCUGGCACCCACCCCAGCUCGGCCAUCUACAGUGCUGAGACCAUCAACGACGGGCAGUUCCACACCGUGGAGCUGGUGACUUUUGACCAGAUGGUGAACCUGUCCAUUGAUGGUGGCAGCCCCAUGACCAUGGACAACUCGGGCAAGCACUACACGCUGAACAGUGAGGCUCCCCUCUACGUAGGAGGAAUGCCUGUGGAUGUCAACUCGGCUGCCUUCCGCCUCUGGCAGCUCCUCAAUGGCACCAGCUUCCACGGAUGCAUCCGCAACCUCUACAUCAAUAACGAGCUGCAGGACUUCACCAAGACACGGAUGACGCCGGGGGUGGUGCCGGGCUGCGAGCCCUGCCGCAAGCUCUACUGCCUGCACGGCAUCUGCCAGCCCUCGGGCGCCCAGGGCCCCGUCUGCCACUGCGAGCCUGGCUGGGACGGGCCCCACUGCGACCAGCCCCGCGGCGGUCCCUGCCAGGGGCACAAGUGUGUGCAUGGGCUGUGCCUGCCCCUUGAUGCCCUCUCCUACAGCUGCCAGUGCCAAGAGGGCUACCAGGGCGCGCUCUGCAACCAGCCUGCUGAACCGCCCGACCCCUGCCGCCACCAGCCCUGUGUCCAUGGCCACUGCCACCUCGCCCCAGGUGGCCAGCCCACCUGCGAGUGCCACGAUGGCUAUACCGGAGCCCUCUGUGACCAAGAGCCAGAGUGCCGCGGGGAGCCGGUGCGGGACUACCACCAGGUGCAGCGGGGCUAUGCCAUCUGCCAGACGACGCGGCCGGUGGCCUGGGUGGAAUGCCGGGGCACCUGCGGUGGCCCUGACGCCAGUUGCUGCACCGGGCUGCGGCUGCGGCGCAGGAAAUACGCCUUUGAAUGCAGCAACGGUGCGACCUUUGUGGAGGAGGUGGAGAAGCCCAGCAAGUGUGGCUGCAGCCAGUGCCUGUGAGCAGCCACCGGCCCUGCAGAGCCGGGGGGCUGGCGGGGAGACCCCCCCGAGCCAAGGACCUCACUUCACACUGCGGGCAUGGUGCUGCUCUCUGGGUGUUCCAAACUGCAGCUGCACCUGAGGAGCCCGGCAGAGGGUAGAGCUGGUGCAUCUAGAAGAUUGGGAAGGAAACAGAAAAAAAAAAUAGAAAAAAAAAAGAAAAAAACCCCACAAACAAAGCAAAUGUGUAGAUAGAGAAGUUUUUUAAGAACUGCAGCUACACAGAUACGUGGAUAUGGAGUGGGCACCUUGCCCAGCUGCCCUGUCCUCUCCCUGUGGCACUCUGCCUCCCUGCCAGUGAAGCCCCACAGCCAUGGAGGGCAGUGCUUGCGUCCUGGAUGCUACUGGGCAGAAAAAUGACAGUGGCUUUGUUUGGCCCGUGGGGUUUGUGUGUGUCACUAUUGAAGACGCUGGUUUGUACUAGGCUGGCGAGGGAGGCGCUGGGCAUCCUUCCGCUGGCAGAGGCUGUAUUGUUUUAGGAGAUGUUUGGUAUUGUCUAUGUUGUCUUCCAUGUGAACAUGACAUUUAUUCAUUCAGA